This is a messenger RNA of Colias croceus (clouded yellow), 3934 nucleotides long. It is a transcript of the gene Adamts-like, whose product is annotated as A disintegrin and metalloproteinase with thrombospondin motifs 16. Lineage: Eukaryota; Metazoa; Arthropoda; Insecta; Lepidoptera; Pieridae. Gene Ontology annotation, biological process: proteolysis. The record is from RefSeq and is a predicted model, not a curated record. The transcript has 17 exons. The coding region runs from base 201 to 2807 and encodes 868 amino acids. Gene Ontology annotation, molecular function: metalloendopeptidase activity.
AGUCGCCAGACCGCCGUCGCACGCGUCGCGCGGCAAUAGUUUCUCGCGGGAAAAUUGUGUCGCGCGUAGCCCUAACCCUUCACUGGCCUGUGGUAUAUUCGACCAUCGAAAUGGAUUAUGUGCAUGUAUGUUAGUGAAUACUGUGUGUUGUACAACGCUCCCGGACCCCCUCUCAGCUGCUACUUCCUAUAACCUCCACAAUGGAAGCGACGCCCAGCGUGUCGGUCCCGUGGCUGUCCACCGUAGUCCUCUUAUGUUCCUUCUUCACAGCACAUUCCCUUAAUACUAAGAUUCACGAGCACAUGACCCCCGAUGAGCUUCGGAAUGUCUUCCACGUCGACCACCACAGCCUCGUACCAGAAUACCACCUAGUUCAGCUCACCCACCACAUGGCACGCCGGAACAUUCCAGCAACACACCGUUCCAAUUCACACACACAAAACUCCGGAAAAGUUCCACACGAGAAAUCUUCCAAACCGUGGAAAACGGAAACGAACCUUCCAUCCCUUCUCAACGACGAAAUGUUCGUCAAAGCUAAAGAGUUAAUACAAGACGUCGAUAUAAUAGGUGAUUUAAAUAAUACAGUGAGCGUGCAGUUCGGAGUAACGAAUUCUAGUGAAAUUAGUGAUAGUGAUAGUGAGACCAGUGGUGAUGUACAUAGAAUUGAAUUAGAGGCGUUCGGGAAACAGUUGAAGUUGGUGUUGAAGAAACAAGAGGGGUUGGUUAAGAAGGACGGACUCAGGAUGUGGAAGGCGCUGACGAACGAGUCGCAACCGCACGGCGUUGACUACGAAGAGAUGAUUACGGAAGGCGAGGAGGAUCUGGGAGACCUGUACCAUGAUGAUGAGAACGGAGCCGCUCUGCUUAUCAGGAGACACCCUAAACACGGAAAACUUGUCGUGGAAGGCUCAAUAGGUCACGAUCUCAUCAUCAGGCCGAUCCCCGACUCCAUGACGGGCGUGGCUCCGGACGACGAAAUGUUCCUGGAUCCUAGCAGUAUGGCGGAUAUGGUGUCUAUUGAUACUGGCCUACCACUUGUGAAAAGAAACAAAAACGCCCAAGAAGAACUAAAGAAUAAGUUGCAAGGCGCCCAACAUGUCAUUAUCAAGAGAGGUCCAUCGUCUCAUGACCAUAUGAGUGAUUACGCGUUCAUGGAGCCAGACCACAUCAGCAAGCGGUACCGUCGCAGGCGGUCCGCGGAGGGCCACAGUCGGCAGAAACGGGAGGCCCCAUAUGUUAUAUACCCGGAAAUACUUGUCAUUGUUGAUUAUGAUGGAUACAGGUUACACGGAGGUGACAACUUGCAGAUAAAACGAUAUUUCGUCUCGUUCUGGAACGGAGUAGAUCUCAGAUAUAAGCUGUUGAAAGGACCAAGAAUAAGGAUAUCUAUUGCCGGCAUUAUUAUCUCUCGGGGUCGAGAUGCAACACCGUAUCUAGAAAGAAAUCGAGUUGGCCGUGACGCUAUUGACUCGGCCGCUGCGUUAACAGACAUGGGCAAGUAUCUGUUCAGGGAAAGACGGCUGCCGGUGUACGACAUUGCUGUUGCCAUCACGAAACUAGACAUGUGCAGGAGACAAUACGCGAACGAUGCUUGCAAUAGAGGGACAGCAGGUUUCGCAUACGUUGGCGGCGCAUGCGUAGUAAACAAGAGAUUGGAAAAGGUGAAUUCUGUUGCCAUCAUUGAGGAUACUGGCGGAUUCUCUGGUAUCAUCGUUGCUGCUCAUGAAGUUGGACAUUUACUUGGAGCAGUUCACGAUGGAAGUCCACCACCAUCCUACCUCGGUGGUCCUGGCGCUGAGAAAUGUAGAUGGGAAGACGGCUUCAUCAUGUCGGACUUGAGGCACACGGAGAAGGGCUUCAGAUGGUCACCUUGCAGUGUGCAGAGUUUCCAUCACUUUUUGAAUGGGGACACAGCAACAUGUCUAUACAAUUCGCCGCACGAGGACGACUCGCUGCCGCGCGUGUUGCCGGGCCGCUUGCUAACACUGGACGCGCAGUGCCGGAAGGAUAGAGGCACGAGCGCAUGUUUCAAAGACGAGCGGGUAUGUGCCCAACUGUUCUGCUUCGACGCAGCAAGCGGCUACUGCGUUGCGUACAGACCCGCCGCUGAGGGCUCGCCUUGUGGGGACGGACAGUAUUGCAUAAACGGUCGGUGCAUCACCGAACACGAGAACAUAAUACCGGACUACUCGCAGCACACGCCGAGCUACGUGCGGCCGGAGACGAGUCCGUUCUAUGGGAAUAUAACGAGUAUCGAAGACACAACACAGCCAUAUGUAGCUAGCACACCAGCGUCACCUAUCUACCAACAGAACUAUUAUACAAAUUACCAAAGAAAUACAAACUCGGAAGUCACAGUAACAACAACGACGACAACAGAGAACCCAUACAAUUAUUACUACUAUAGUACACAAGGACCAAAAGAAUACACGGAAAAAGUAACGGAAUUGACAAAACCGAGCGUCUCCUAUCCGCCAUCUUUAAAUCAAUUUUCUGUGUCCACCACGAGAAGCCCGUAUGAUUUCAAUGAAUUUUUCGCGAAAACAACGAAAGCGCCUGAAACGAAGAAAGGUUUCUUCAACAAGGAAGACCUAGAGAGUUACUUUUCGAGAGGUACCACAAAGAAUCCGUCCCCAGACAAGGGCACCAAGUCAAUAUUCAAAUUCGGCACCUACUACUCUCAAGGGAAGUCCUCCGAUAACUCAAUAAGACCAGACGCAAAUUCGCAACAAGUACAAAUUGAACCAGCGAGAUUGGUUUACUCGUAUCAGAGGAAUCUCACGUCUGGAGAGCUUAUUCGAACAUAAAUGUGCCAAAAUACUUAUUGUAGCCGCCACUAGCGAAUCGAGCGGAAAACAAAACAGAAGACUGCUAGCUGGAUAUGACAAACGAAGCAAUGGCGCCAAAUCGCCUGGUCCUGAACCGUCAAAUCCAGUCCUUAUUUUGCAGAUUGUGAAGUGUUCGCAUAUUAAACUUGAAUAUUACCCUUUGAAUUUGUAAUUUGUUUUAUCAUAAAAAUGUUACUUUUUUAUUUUUGACAUAUAAAUGCGCGGCAAACGUUAUGUCACAAAUCAUAACGCUUGUCAAAACAAAAUUGCCAUAAAAUUGUAGGUAGUUGUACAAUGCAGCUUUUCUUAUAACGAAGUAAUAUCAUUAAAAAAAAUUGUUCCUAAAUCAGACUCAUGUGGGUAAUAUUCAAAAUACAGCGGGUAAAAUGUGCGCAAUACUAGUUUGUUUGAAAAAACGUGUCUGAAGACAAUUAGUGUCAGGCAUUGUUCUGUGAGUGAUAUUACAAUGUGAUUGUGUUUUUAAUGGACUUUAAGUACAUUAGCUUGUAACGAUUGUGUAUAAAUACGAUGAACAAGACGAAACAAGAAUUCCUUAACAUAGGUUGAAUAUAUUUUUAGUCUAUGGUAUUUCGUUUAAAAACGGUUGUAAAAUAGUAUUUUUCUAAGAAUAAAAUAAAAGAAACUGCCAAGAAGUGCCUUUUAUGAAUAAUAAAUAAGAUAAUUAAGUCGAUAGCGCUUCUUAUUCUAUUAAGGCCUACGAAUUUGUAUAUUUGAUGUUAUCGAAAAGUUAUUUUAUCUAUGUGCGGUUACAAUUCUUUUUAAAAUUAACUAAGGCCGGACUCGUAUCCACUAUUUAUAAUAAUUAUAAUUUUAACUGACUUGGCGACUGGAUCGCCUUUUAUAGAUAUUUUUUACCUAUUUCCUCUAUGGCACUAAGUUCUACUUGCCAGUGUAAAAUCGAUAGCUUGUAUAAUAUUUUCUUGUUAUUUAUGUGACAUAGACAAAUAAAGUUACCAUAGAUUAGUUUGGCAAUUUUUUUUCACGAACAACUCAGUAAUGUAUUACUUGCCGACUAUUUAUUCUAUUUAUGUAUGAUGCCUUUGUCAUUAAGUAUGUUCUAAGAAAAAAUACAAAAUUAAUUUCUA